This is a messenger RNA of Lontra canadensis (Northern American river otter), 858 nucleotides long. RefSeq names its product Aly/REF export factor (gene ALYREF). Gene Ontology annotation, cellular component: nucleus. Gene Ontology annotation, molecular function: mRNA binding. The transcript has 6 exons. The record is from RefSeq and is a predicted model, not a curated record. The coding region runs from base 43 to 816 and encodes 257 amino acids. NCBI's taxonomy places the organism in Eukaryota, Metazoa, Chordata, Mammalia, Carnivora, Mustelidae. Gene Ontology annotation, biological process: mRNA export from nucleus.
GCUGACGCGCGGGCUCGAGCCAAGGCCGAUUCCGCGCCCGCCAUGGCCGACAAAAUGGACAUGUCUUUGGACGACAUCAUUAAGCUGAACCGGAGCCAGCGAGGUGGCCGCGGCGGAGGCCGGGGCCGCGGCAGGGCCGGUUCCCAGGGCGGCCGUGGCGGCGGGGCGCAGGCCGCCGCGCGAGUGAACCGAGGCGGCGGGCCCAUCCGGAACCGGCCGGCCAUCGCCCGCGGCGCGGCAGGCGGCGGCGGCAGGAACCGGCCGGCGCCCUACAGCAGGCCGAAACAGCUUCCGGACAAGUGGCAGCAUGACCUGUUCGACAGCGGCUUCGGGGGCGGCGCAGGCGUCGAGACUGGGGGGAAACUGCUGGUGUCCAACCUGGAUUUCGGAGUGUCCGACGCUGACAUUCAGGAGCUCUUCGCUGAAUUCGGGACCCUGAAGAAGGCGGCUGUCCACUAUGACCGCUCCGGGCGCAGUUUAGGAACCGCCGACGUGCACUUUGAACGGAAGGCAGACGCCCUGAAAGCUAUGAAGCAAUACAACGGGGUCCCCCUGGAUGGCCGCCCCAUGAACAUCCAGCUGGUCACGUCACAGAUUGACACGCAGCGGAGACCCGCACAGAGUGUGAACAGAGGCGGGAUGACCAGAAACCGCGGCUCUGGGGGUUUUGGUGGCGGCGGCGGCACCCGGAGAGGCACCCGCGGAGGAAGCCGGGGCAGGGGCAGAGGCACUGGCCGGAGUUCAAAGCAGCAGCUUUCUGCAGAGGAGCUGGACGCCCAGCUGGACGCUUAUAAUGCGAGAAUGGACACCAGCUAAAGCACGGCAGAUCCUGGCGUGGAGCAGGACCCAGACGUCUCC